This is a messenger RNA of Mercurialis annua (annual mercury), 1940 nucleotides long. RefSeq names its product putative glucose-6-phosphate 1-epimerase. Lineage: Eukaryota; Viridiplantae; Streptophyta; Magnoliopsida; Malpighiales; Euphorbiaceae. Gene Ontology annotation, molecular function: isomerase activity; carbohydrate binding. Gene Ontology annotation, biological process: carbohydrate metabolic process. The record is from RefSeq and is a predicted model, not a curated record. Bases 827 to 1780 code for a protein of 317 amino acids. The transcript is spliced from 8 exons.
AAUUUUAAAAUUUUAACCGUUUGUACGUCUGGUAUUUCCACGGUCUUAGAUCUCUGCUUCUCUGUCAUUCUCUUGAGAUUAUUAUUCACUUGCACUCUACUCUGCUUUUCUUUGCAUUCUCUUAGUGUCAACUACAAUGUAUUUAGUUUUUCAUUGUUUAAGUUGUUUAGUUUUUAAUGGGGUUUUUAAAUCUUUCACUAUUUUAUACAAUUUGAAGGGCAUUGAAAGGUUUUCUGUUCCAUGAUUUACUUACCAUUCUGAGUUUUGUUGUUUUGAAGUGGGUUUUCUCAUAGUUUUUACUCAUAAAGUGUAUUUUUUUGUGUUGGAACUGUCUAAAAAAUUUAGAUUAGGUCUUUUUUUUGUCUUUUCUUUUGAGUGAUAAGGAAAAAAAGGAAGAAAAUUUGGUUAGAUUGUUGCAUAAAAAGUUAUGAUUGUUUGAUUGUCUUGUUGUGAUGCAAAUGUGACAAGUUUCUGGUGAUUUUUAUAUCAGUUAUAGGUAGGUGUUGGCCUAUGCUGCUGCCAAAUGUUUCAAUUUUUGGUUUAUUUUGUACCAUUUUUUUAUCUUGCAUAAUAGUUUAUUAGGAGUUCUCUAGAUCCAAGGUGGAGUAGUGGGGGUUGUGCUUUUGAACUCACAAGAUUCUCAAGAUUCUUGUGGAGUAGUGAGGUCUUGGGGAUUCAAUUUGUGUGGAUAUCUUACCAAUAUUGGAGCUUUAGGAAGCUUUAUUAAAGAUUAGAGGUCCCAUAGGAAUCUAUUUUAGGUAGUGUUACUGUGUUAGGAUUGGAAAGGGAGAUAAUUUUUAGAGAUUUGAGUUCUCUCUUAGUGAAGAUGGGGCAUUCUGCAGCUAUCUGGGAUCACAAGGCAGCCUUUGAGAUUAUAAAGGACUGGAAUGGUAUUGACCAAGUGGUGCUUCGAAAUCCACAAGGUGCUUCUGCUAGGGUAAGCCUGCAUGGAGGACAAGUGGUUUCAUGGAGGAAUGAACAUGGGGAAGAGCUUCUAUUUACCAGUAGCAAGGCAAUCUUUAAACCACCAAAAGCAAUGAGGGGAGGGAUCCCUAUAUGUUUCCCUCAGUUUGGUAACUGCGGAUCACUUGAGCAACAUGGUUUUGCUAAGAACAAGAUAUGGAUCAUAGAUGAGAAUCCUCCUCCUUUACUUCCAAAUGACUCCCAUGGAAAAUCCUUUGUUGACCUACUGCUUAAAUCAUCCGAAGAAGAUUUGAAGUCUUGGCCCAAUAGUUUCGAGUUACGUCUUAGGGUGUCACUAGCAUCGACAGGAGACUUGGCAUUAAUAUCAAGAGUCAGGAACAUCAAUGGCAAGCCAUUCAGUUUCUCAUUUGCAUAUCACACAUAUCUAUCAGUAUCCGACAUAAGUGAAGUGAGGAUAGAAGGAUUGGAGACGCUGGAUUACCUAGACAAUCUUUGCCGUAGAGAAAGAUUUACAGAACAAGGAGAUGCCUUAACUUUUGAAUCAGAGGUGGACCGAAUUUAUCUGAGCUCUCCAAAUGCAAUUGCAGUACUUGACCAUGAAAAGAAACGGACAUUCGUGAUUCACAAGGAAGGAUUACCCGACGUUGUGGUCUGGAAUCCAUGGGAAAAGAGAUCGAAAGCCAUGAUGGAUUUUGGAGACGAGGAGUAUAAGCAAAUGCUGUGUGUUGAUGGAGCAGUAAUUGAGAAACCUGUCACAUUGAAGCCAGGGGAAGAAUGGACUGGUCGGUUAGAGCUGUCGGUGGUGCCUUCGAGUUUCUGCAGCGAACACUUGGAUCUUCAGAGACGAGGUUUCUGAACUAAAGUAAUCAUCAACACUUUUCAUGUUUCUUCAAGAUCCUUUUUCUUCUACGAUUUGGGUGUUUUACUAUAGCACAUUUAAUAGGUGUAAUGAAACAACUAAAUUUUGGUUCUUUCAUGUUGCUGUCCAAUUUCACUGUGACUGUCAACUGGUCUCA